AUGUCUCUCUUCGCUACGUAUUCGCUGGCGGCAGCGCUACUAUUCUUUCUGGACCUGAGUUACGCAAUGUUCCACCGACGGAGCCAUGGGGAUCUUAAAGAACUUCCAGGUCCCAAAGGAUAUCCUCUGAUCGGAAACCUAUUCGACAUGCCACGAGAAAAAGCAUUCCUGAAGUUUAAAGAGUGGGCAGAAAAAUAUGGUCCGAUUUUCAAAAUCGAAUUUUUGGGCCAGACGCAGGUAAUUGUUUCGAACCAGACCCUUGCUGAGGAUCUCCUGGCCAAAAGAGGAGCCAUCUAUUCAGACCGAGGGACUCUGCAUAUGAUCAAGCUCGUUACCGGAGGAUGA
Exophiala oligosperma is the source of this 345-nucleotide messenger RNA. RefSeq lists its product as uncharacterized. Gene Ontology annotation, molecular function: heme binding; iron ion binding; monooxygenase activity. The transcript is spliced from 2 exons. Lineage: Eukaryota; Fungi; Ascomycota; Eurotiomycetes; Chaetothyriales; Herpotrichiellaceae. Bases 1 to 345 code for a protein of 114 amino acids. The record is from RefSeq and is a predicted model, not a curated record.